AAUCACAACAGGCCAAGAAACUACAACUCCCAGGGCGUUCCGGAGCCGGGCAACUGGACUACGGGAAGUGGCCGGCGAAGGCCAGCAGGAGGCAACUCGUGGGGUCUGGGUGCAAAAGCCCGGGCUUAGGAGUUGCAGGCAUGCUGCGCCCCAAGGCUUUGACCCAGGUGCUAAGCCAAGCCAACACUGGAGGCGUCCAGAGCACCCUGCUGCUGAAUAACGAGGGAUCGCUGCUGGCCUACUCGGGUUACGGGGACACGGAUGCCCGAGUCACCGCGGCCAUCGCCAGUAAUAUCUGGGCCGCGUACGACCGGAACGGGAACCAAGCAUUUAACGAAGACAAUCUCAAAUUCAUCCUCAUGGACUGCAUGGAGGGCCGCGUGGCCAUCACCCGAGUGGCAAACCUUCUGCUGUGUAUGUAUGCCAAGGAGACCGUGGGCUUUGGGAUGCUCAAGGCCAAGGCCCAGGCCUUGGUGCAAUAUCUGGAGGAGCCCCUCACCCAAGUAGCUGCAUCCUAGUGGGCACAGACGGAAGCUGGGGUCACAAGGGAGAGAUGAUCGUUUGGAGGGGCAGGGCCCCUGGGAAGACCUUCCUGGACUGGGGGAGGGGGGAAUGGGGCUUUGUUUUUUCCAAGAAUAAACUUCAACUCCUGUCUUGUG
Choloepus didactylus (southern two-toed sloth) is the source of this 659-nucleotide messenger RNA. It is a transcript of the gene LAMTOR2, whose product is annotated as late endosomal/lysosomal adaptor, MAPK and MTOR activator 2. Lineage: Eukaryota; Metazoa; Chordata; Mammalia; Pilosa; Megalonychidae. The transcript is spliced from 4 exons. The record is from RefSeq and is a predicted model, not a curated record. Gene Ontology annotation, molecular function: guanyl-nucleotide exchange factor activity; molecular adaptor activity. The coding region runs from base 141 to 518 and encodes 125 amino acids. Gene Ontology annotation, cellular component: Ragulator complex. Gene Ontology annotation, biological process: cellular response to amino acid stimulus; positive regulation of TOR signaling.